This is a messenger RNA of Nerophis lumbriciformis (worm pipefish), 729 nucleotides long. Lineage: Eukaryota; Metazoa; Chordata; Actinopteri; Syngnathiformes; Syngnathidae. The record is from RefSeq and is a predicted model, not a curated record.
AUGGUACUAGAGAUCCUCAUUCUCUGGAUCGCCAUCUAUCAGAUCUAUCGCCUCUUUCGUGCCACUCGCGGCGCACGCAUCAUCAUUGGUCUCACCGUCAUCCUCGUCGCCAUCACCCUCAUUUCCCAACUCCUCGACCUCGCCGUGCUCGAGUGGAUCAUCACCAAGGCCGUCAUCGUCCUCGCCUUCGCCCUCCUCGUCAUCUUCCAACCAGAACUCCGUAGUGGCCUGGCUCGCCUCGGAAGCUCAAAAUUCGGCGCCCUCUUCGCCAUCGAGCGCAGUAUCAAUCUCGACGAACACCUCCACACCGGCGUCAAAAUCGAUAGCGAACUUUCCAAAGAACUCGUCCUCACCAUCUUCCACCCCAAAACCGCCCUUCAUGACGGAGGCCUCAUCAUCCGCAACGAACGCGCCGCCGCCGCCGCCUGCAUCUUCCCCAUCAGCCAAAAAGAACUCAGCGAUCGCUCACUCGGCCUUCGCCACCGCGCCGGUAUCGGCAUGGCCGCGGAAAGCGACGCCGUUGCCAUCAUCGUCAGCGAAGAAACCGGUAACAUCAGCCUCUGCAUCGAUGACCAACUCGAACACCACCUCUCCGAUGAAGCACUCCGCGAGCGACUUAACGACAUCUUCCUACUCAAUGAAAAACCCACUGAAAAAAUGGCUCCUGAACAACUGGAUGGUGAAAAUGAUCGCGCUGAUUCUAGCGAUCGCGAUCUGGUGUCUGAUUGA